AGGAUGCGUAGCCGUAGCAAUUCGGGGGUUCGCCUCGACUAUUACCAGCGGAUUGUACAUCGGCUCAUCAUGCGUCACCAGCAACCAGUGACCGGGUUGUUUCCUGCCAGUCCCCAAACCCAGCACGCGUGGAUACGCGACAACGUCUACUGCAUACUGGCGGUGUGGGGACUGUCCAUGGCGUACAAGAAGAUAGCGGACCAGGACGAGGACCGCGCGAAAGCGUACGAGCUGGAGCAGUGCUGCGUGAAGCUAAUGCGUGGCCUGCUGAUGGCCAUGAUGAACCAGAAGGAAAAGGUCGAACGGUUCAAAACGUCGCAAAACCCGCUCGAUUCGCUGCACGCGAAAUAUUCCAGCCGCAAUGGACAAAUCGUUGUGGGUGACAGCGAAUGGGGUCAUCUGCAGAUUGAUGCCAUUUCACUGUACCUGCUGAUACUGGCGCAGAUGACAGCGUCCGGAUUGCAGAUUGUCUUUUCACUUGACGAAGUUGCGUUCAUUCAGAAUCUGGUGUUUUACAUCGAGUCGGCCUAUUGCAUACCGGACUACGGUAUCUGGGAGCGGGGUGACAAAUCGAACCAUGGUCAGCCGGAGCUAAACGCUAGCUCGAUCGGUAUGGCAAAGGCGGCACUGGAAGCGAUGAACGAGCUGGAUCUGUUCGGUGCACGUGGUGGGUCCGGUUCCGUCAUACACGUGCUCGCGGACGAAGCGCACAAAUGUCAGGCGGUACUGCAAUCGAUGCUGCCCCGUGAAUCGAACAGUAAGGAGUUGGAUGCGGGACUGCUGUCCGUCGUAGGCUUUCCGGCGUUUGCGUGUGACGAUCCGCAGCUGAUCGAAACUACGCAGGACGCGAUCAUAACGCGUCUGCAGGGUCGGUACGGCUGCAAACGAUUUCUGCGCGAUGGUUACAAAACGCCCAAGGAGGAUAACACGCGCCUGUACUACGAGCGGUGGGAGUUGCGGAUGUUCGAGAAGAUUGAGUGCGAGUGGCCACUGUUCUUUUGCUAUCUGAUACUGAACAAAGCGUUCCAGAGCGAUAAGCAGGCUGUGGCAGAGUACUCGCAAAAGUUGGAAGACAUUCUCGUCAAGACGGAGGAAGGCAUGAAGCUGAUACCGGAGCUGUACGCGGUGCCGGAGGAGGCGGUCGCGGCCGAAUAUCAAAUCCCGGGCAGCCAGCAGCGUGUCGUCGUCGGACGAUGUCCAUUUCUGUGGGGACAAUCGCUGUACAUACUGGGCAAGCUGCUGCAGGAGGGUUUUCUGGCCGUCGGUGAGCUGGAUCCACUAAAUCGGCGACUCGGUGCACAGAAGAAACCGGACGUGGUGGUGCAGGUCGUUAUACUGGCGGAGGAUAACGAUAUACGGGAUAAGCUGGCCGAGCACGGUAUACAGGUGCAGACGAUCGCGGAUGUCGCUCCGAUCGAGGUACAGCCGGCCCGUGUACUUAGCCAUCUGUACACGUACCUGGGGCGCAACAAAAAGCUCGGCCUGUCCGGUCGUAAGUCGCGCGACGUUGGUAUACUCAGCACGAGCAAGCUAUACUCGCUGAAGGAUCGCAUCUUUGCGUUUACACCACAGUUCUCCGAUGUAAACCGAUUCUAUAUCGCUUCCGACAACGAGCUCAUGAUCGAUCUGCUAAAGGGUGAGAUUAACUUCCUGAAGUCAGCAUGGCAGAAUCUACUCGGCCGUCCGUUACUUACGCUGGUGCUGAAAACUGUACAUCUAGAUAACAACAAAGUCCCACUGGCAAUGAUCCAGACGAUGAAGAAGCUAAAAUCUGGCUACAUCAGCGGUACCCGUGUGAUACUCGGCAAUUUGGGUGACUUUAUCAAUACGUCGGCAAUUACGGACCUCAGCUUUCUCGGCAGCCAGGAGGAUGGUUAUCCGGAUAAGCUGAAUCCUGCCGUACAAGCAUACCUCGAUGAGCAUCUGUUACGCUCAUUCAGCCACCGGGCCUCGACCACCUCGAUCCGUUCGUCCGGACUUCGGCCGAAAAAUUUGCGUCGCCGCAUGUCCGUGAAGGGUGCAAUCAAGAAGACGCGUUCUAUCAACGUAGACUCGGAAACACUCGGCAUGGAGGGUAAUGUGACGGAGCGUCGCCUGUCGCACGUUACACCGCAAUGGUUGGAACCGAAUCAAACCACCGUCGGUGUGACGACAACCAGUGCCACCGGUGGUACUGCUGCCACUGGUGGUUCGCCAACAUCGCGCGAUCCGUCACCGAACACCCAAGGGCAGCCCCGCUACGGUGAGCGCGUAUCGCUCGACGACGACAACAAAAAGCUGCACAUUCAAACGUCUGCAACUGCGGCCAUGCCAAAGAUACAUAUUCAGCCGCUACCGAGACAUCGGCCCACGACGGAGACGAACUUUGAAAAUACCGAGGUGGAGGAGCUGAUUGCUAUGCUCCGGGAGACGGAGAAUCUCGAAGAGCAGGGUGACAUAUUACAGCAUCUUGUCGAUACGCAGGGACUUGAUUUUAACACCGAGUUAACUGCUGGUGUUAAUGAAGAUUCCCCUUCCCAAGGCAUGCUGGAGGAGGGCAGGGUUGUGACGGUGCGCGGUCUGCUGAAGGGUCUGUACGAGAAAGCUUGCCAGCAGAAGAUGUGGGGCCUGGUCCGUCACACUGCCGGCAUGCUCGGCAAGCGCGUCGAGGAUCUGGCAAAGGCCGUUACCGAUCUACUGGUGCGCCAGAAACAGGUGACUGUCGGUAUGCCACCGAACAGUGAGCACACGAUAACGGCACCAUUGCCCGAGAUUGAGCUACGGUCGGUGAUUCACGAAGCGUACGGCGAUGAUGAAAGUACCGCCAUGUUGUCCCAGGAGCUGCUUGUCUAUCUUGCUAUGUUUAUCCGUACCGAGCCGCAACUUUUCCACGAAAUGCUGCGACUCCGCGUCGGUCUCAUCAUCCAGGUGAUGGCGAAGGAGCUGUCCCGCACGCUAAACUGUGACGGCGAGCAAGCGUCCGAACAUCUGCUCAAUCUGUCCCCGUUCGAGAUGAAGAAUCUGCUGCACCACAUCCUGAGCGGCAAAGAGUUUGCGAUUAACAGCGUCGCGCGCGGCAACAUCUCCAUCGUUAGCUGCAAAUCGAGCCGCGUCAGCAAGAAGAGCCAGAUCGGUAUCGGCGAGCCGGACACUGCGGAAGGCUCGCUGAUCGAUGAUCGGCAGGGACAAUGGUUGCGGCGCCGGCGGCUCGACGGUGCCCUCAAUCGUGUUCCGCGCGAUUUCUAUCCGCGCGUCUGGACUGUACUGGAACGGUGCAGCGGGCUAGCGAUCGAAGGUCGCGUACUGCCCCAAAGUCUCACACAAGAGAUGACACCGAACGAGCUGAAGUUUGCGCUCGAGGUAGAGACGGCCCUCAACACGAUCCCGCAGCCCGAGUACCGGCAGCUGGUGGUGGAAGCGCUGAUGGUGCUGACGCUCGUCACCGAACACAACAUACUGGCGUCGAUCGGUACGAUCAUCUACGUGGAGCAUCUGGUGCACCGGGCGAACCAGCUGUUUCUCGAGGAUCAGCGCAAAAGCCACGGCGAUGCGAUGCUGUGCUGUGCGAAAAAUAAGGACAUACGCGAAACGACCACAGCCGGGCUGCUACUGUGCGGUGGAGCCGCCUAUAUCUGUCAGCAUCUGUACGACAGUGCACCGAGCGGUAGCUACGGCACGAUGACCUACAUGGCCCGGGCAGUCGCGUCGGUGCUCGAACUUCCGAAGCACGGCGAUAUGGACUGCACCAUCUCCUAG
Molecule: messenger RNA, 3735 nt
Organism: Anopheles maculipalpis
Lineage: Eukaryota; Metazoa; Arthropoda; Insecta; Diptera; Culicidae
Product: probable phosphorylase b kinase regulatory subunit alpha
Exons: 10
Coding region: 4-3735 (1243 amino acids)
Biological process (GO): glycogen metabolic process
Cellular component (GO): phosphorylase kinase complex
Molecular function (GO): calmodulin binding
Source: RefSeq, a predicted model, not a curated record